AUUGAUGCGUAAAUUUUGUUGUGCUCUUCGUUUCAGACAUAUAACUUCCAGGAGAAAAUUGACCGCAACAUGAAAGAAGUUUUGCCUGCUGCUACCGCCGGCUCUUUAUUCGAUUGGCAUCACUUCUUCCAUUUGAAAACUAUUUAUGCAUGGUUAGAGUAUAUGGUAUCUCAGUAUCCUAAAGACUUAUCUCUAAUAGACAUGGGCAAUAGUACACAGGGAGUUCCCAUUAAGGGCCUAAAGCUAUCACGAAACGAUUCCAACAAGUCAAUUUUUAUAGAAAGUGGUAUUCAUGCGCGCGAAUGGAUUGCACCCGCUGCAGCUACCUUUCUCAUUAACGAGCUGUUGACCGCUAAAGAAGAGGCAGUGCAGAAAUUGGCAAACGAGUACAAUUGGAUUAUAUUUCCUUGUGUUAAUCCAGAUGGGUAUAAAUACACUUUUGAACAUGACCGGAUGUGGCGCAAGAAUCGUAAAUUAUUUGGCACUUGCCGAGGCGUUGAUUUGAAUCGUAACUAUCCUGACCACUGGAAUACUACUGGCGCAAGUGGAGAUCCAUGUCGCUACGAUUACUCUGGUCCAAGUGAAAGUAGUGAAAUUGAAACUAUGCGUUUAACAGAAUUUCUUCGGGCAAAUGUGGAAAAGGAGCAAAUAAGGGCAUAUAUAGCUUUACAUUCCUACUCGCAAAUGAUCAUGUUUCCUUACGGGUAUACCAAAGAACGUGUAGCAAACUAUGAUGAUUUACAACAGUUUGGCCACGACGCAGUCGGGCGUAUACGUGAAUUAACUGGUCGUAAUUACACAAGUGGCAGUUUGAUUGAAACUAUUUAUCCCUCGAGUGGUGGCAGCAUGGAUUGGGCAUACAGUAAAAUGAAAGUACCAAUAGCAUACACAUUCGAGUUGCGUGGGCCCCCAGACAGUUCGGAUAUGUUCAUACUACCAUCUGACGAGAUUAGGCCCACGGCUCAAGAAGCGUUUGCUGCUAUUAGGAGCAUCAUAGAAGGUGCCACUGAAAAGGGAUACUUUAAGUAAUCUCUAAAGGUGGGUUAUAGCAGUAAAGUAUAAUCAAGGUGGUGUUGCUAAAUCAGUCGCGGAUCUAUCCCUUGUCUGAUGAUCCCUCCAAAAGGUUUCGUAAUACGUGAAAAAAUUUAAUCACUGAAAAUUUUAAUAAAGAUUAAUAUUCUGUUAA
Molecule: messenger RNA, 1186 nt
Organism: Rhagoletis zephyria (snowberry fruit fly)
Lineage: Eukaryota; Metazoa; Arthropoda; Insecta; Diptera; Tephritidae
Product: zinc carboxypeptidase-like
Biological process (GO): proteolysis
Molecular function (GO): metallocarboxypeptidase activity; zinc ion binding
Source: RefSeq, a predicted model, not a curated record